AUGUCGGGUCCAGCGCCAGCGACCGCAGCUCUAGCGGCUGCUUGCUCGGUCGUCUGCGCCUGCAUUAGCGUCUACUACACCCACGCAGCUGCACAGCAACCUGCUACCACAUCGUCGCCAGCAAAGAACAACGCGCAAGUGCCAACGCUCGCCAAGAAGAAGCACGUUGUCCGGUUGGCCACCCUGGCAGCCGCCGACGUGCCCCAAGUGCUGCGCCCGAGCUUCUACUUUACCGAGAUCGCUCAGUUCACGCAUCGCGCCAUUUUCGACAAUGCACCGAGCGUCUUUAACGUGCUUGACAAGCUGCAGGCCUACAUCACAUCGUGGCUGGCCUCGCAGACGCUCGAGCGCCCGACGUCGAUCAUGCCGUGCACCGGCGCUGAUGAUGCCACGGUCCAUGUCAGCACGGAGAAUACUGCGGUGCUGCAGCACUGCUCGAUCUUCAACUACAGCAGCCAUCCUGAUCGGCAGCUCGUUCUGGAGAGCGGGGUCCGCGUCAUGGGUGGCGUUUUUGAUGUCUCCGAGGGGUCGAUCUUUGUCGGCGCCAACACCGUCAUCGAGCCCCACGUGUACAUCAAAGGCCCCGCCAUCAUUGGCGAAGGCUGCACGCUGCGUCAUGGCGCGUACUUGCGCGGUGACGUGCUCAUUGGCGACCACGUCGUGCUGCGCUGCGAGGUCAAGCACGCACUCAUCAUGGAUCGCGCUGAGCUCUGCCACCCUGGCUACUGCGGGGACAGUCUCUGCGGCUACAAGAGCCAUUUCGCCAACCAAGUGUCAACGGCCAACUUGACGCUCCUGGCGCCAUCGGCGGGUACCGGCGUGUGCAUCGACGUCGACGGCGUCACAUACGACACGGGACGUCGCAAGAUCGGCGUCGUCCUUGGCGAUCGCAGCCAGCUCGGCUGCAAUGCCGCGACCGAUCCGUGCACGCUCUUGGGUCCCAAUACAAGUGUCUACGCGCUCACGCGGCUCAACAAGGGGGUGUAUGGCCCCAACGAACUAAUCAAGACAAGCCCAUGGAGAACGGCGUCAUUGAGAUAG
This is a messenger RNA of Saprolegnia parasitica CBS 223.65, 1041 nucleotides long. RefSeq lists its product as hypothetical. NCBI's taxonomy places the organism in Eukaryota, Oomycota, Saprolegniomycetes, Saprolegniales, Saprolegniaceae. The transcript has 3 exons. Bases 1 to 1041 code for a protein of 346 amino acids. The record is from RefSeq and is a predicted model, not a curated record.